AUGGAACCAUCGAAUCAAAUUCGUGAAACAAAAGAUGAAAAUGUUCAGCUCAAUAAUAGAUUUUAUUCAUGUGAUACUGAAAUUUUAAAAGAUAUAACAUUUAUUCGAAUUCUUAUCGAUUCAAUCAAUAUGGAUAAAGAAGAUGAAUAUGUGAUGGAACUUAUACGAAAGAAAUGCCUCUUCGGUUUCGUAUUGGAGUAUCAAUUUCCAUCACUUGAUAUAGUUUCAACUGCAUUAAAAUCUCGAAUAAGAAUUAAUGCGAAAACAUUUGAUGGAAGAAAAAUAAUUUUUCGGCAUAGACGGGUUGUUCGAGUAAAAUUAGUGCCCGAAAUUAUUAAUUAUUGGAGAAAUAAUUCGUUUAAACUCAUAUUAUUCGCUCAGUUAAAUACUCUUGGAAAAUACACGACGAAACUGAUGGGACGUUGUGAAAUUAACCUAGAAGAUCUUUUAAAGCCUCCUUUUUUAAUUUCGCAAAAUUAUAUUUUCAGUGGGCCUGGGUUCUCGGCUUCUUCACAUAUCAAAAUAGAUGUUGGUUCGAAUAUUAAAGCUGUUAUGGAAUAUCUUGAAAUAAUGCGAAGCAAGAAUGGUCAUCGUGAUGAUGCACUCACACGCGAAACUUUUAGAUCUAGAUCUCCAUCACUGAGCACUGCCAGGUCAAGUAGUAGAAGUGGAUCUGGCAGAGGAAGGCAUUCACCAAUUGUUCCUUCAAAGCUUAUGUUACGAUCAUCAAGUUCCUCUCGUGAAACUUCUCCUCAUUUGAAAAAUGAAAAUAUUACACUGGAACCAGGAUCUCCUUCAUCUUCUUAUAGGAUUAAACUUACAGUUCAUUCCGCUCGACGUUUGCCAAUUGAUUUCAAUGCCAGAGGUGAAAGUUGUUCUCCGUCAACUUAUGUAACAUUUACUGGAGAAGAUGGGCAAAUACUUAGUUCACCUGUACGAGCUGAAACUUUGUAUCCUGAAUGGGAAUGGACAGAAAUAUUUCAUGUUCCAAGAAGUCGUCAAAAUCUUGUUAUUAAAUUAUGGCGCAAAUGUAUAACUGGACGGGAUAGAGUGAUUGGUUUUAUAUCAGUUGCACUGCCACCACAAACAGCCAUAAGAAACGAGUAUGAAAUGUCUGAUAUGUUUAUUUCCGAAAAAGCACCUUUAAUAACGAUAUCCAUUUCAACAUAUGGCAAUGCAUAUUUCGAGAAAAAAGAAACCCCGAUUUUAGUUCCAUCGCCACCAAUUACGAGUCCUAGACUUCAAGCAAUGAGUCGAGAAGAAGUUUCGGAAAAAUUAAGGGAAAAUAUGUUUGAAUUGGAGAAAAUGUUAUCAAAAUUGGGUUAUCGUUAA
Molecule: messenger RNA, 1332 nt
Organism: Dracunculus medinensis (Guinea worm)
Lineage: Eukaryota; Metazoa; Nematoda; Chromadorea; Rhabditida; Dracunculidae
Source: the annotation of a GenBank genome assembly